Messenger RNA from Daucus carota subsp. sativus, 1871 nucleotides. RefSeq names its product aspartic proteinase 36. Gene Ontology annotation, molecular function: aspartic-type endopeptidase activity. Lineage: Eukaryota; Viridiplantae; Streptophyta; Magnoliopsida; Apiales; Apiaceae. The transcript is spliced from 10 exons. Bases 153 to 1607 code for a protein of 484 amino acids. The record is from RefSeq and is a predicted model, not a curated record. Gene Ontology annotation, biological process: proteolysis.
GCCCCGACUCAACCGAGCCAAGAUGUUCGAUUGAUGUUCCGUACACAUUUCCGUUAAUUAUUAUUUGACACAAUCUUUUUAUUUCUGUAUUUUUAGCUCAAAACUUGUACGUAUGCACAUGUUUGUUUGCAUGCAUUGAAAUUGUGUCUGAAAUGGAUGUGAUGAGGAAGAACAUGAAGAUGGUCUAUUUGUUAUUGGGAAUCGUGAUGGUUGUUGAGUUAGGAUCGGUGUCCGCUAAUGUGUUUAAGGUGCACCACAAGUAUGGUGCACGUGCCGAAAGAUCUUUACGUUCUUUGAAAGCUCAUGAUUCUAAGCGACAUGGUCGUAUGCUUGCUGCCAUUGAUUUCCCAAUAGGUGGGAAAGGCCGUGCUGGUGAUUCAUCGCUCUUUUUCACGAAGAUUGGGAUUGGAACUCCUAAAAAAGACUAUCACCUGCAGGUUGACACAGGAAGUGACCUCCUAUGGGUACAUUGUGCUGGCUGCAGCAGUUGUCCCAAGGAAACGAAGCUUGAUAUAAAGUUGGCCCAGUAUGAUCCAAAGGGUUCGUCAACUGCAAAAUCUGUCAACUGUGAUGGAGAAUUUUGCACUACUAUAUUCAAUGCCCCAAAUAGUGAUUGCAAAGAAGAUAACCUCUGCACCUUUUCUAUUACUUAUGGAGACGGAAGUAAAACUGGAGGAUAUUUUGUCCAAGACUUCAUACAUUUUAAUCAAGCAUCUGGUGAUCUAAAAACAACAUUCAUGAAUGGGAAUAUCACAUUCGGGUGUGGGAUGGAAAAGUCUGGAGAGGACUCUGAUGAGGCAGUUGAUGGAAUAAUUGGAUUUGGGCAAGCAAACACAUCUGCAAUAUCACAACUCGCUGCAGCAAAGAAGGUGAAAAAGGUGUUUUCUCAUUGCUUAGACGGAAAAGAAGGAGGUGGUAUUUUUUCUAUUGGAGAAGUGGUAAAGCCGAAAUAUUCUUCAACACCUAUGCUCCCAGAUAUGCCGCAUUAUAAUGUUAUUAUGACGGGACUGGAGGUGGGUGGCGAAACUAUAGAUAUGCCACCAGAUAUGUCUGAAUCUGGUGAAAAUAGUGGUGCAAUAAUUGAUAGUGGUUCAACGCUAGCUUAUCUUCCUGAUGUGCUUAUGAAACCAAUGAUGAAAAAGAUUUUGGCUCAGCAACCUGAUUUGAAGCUUAAGACACUAGAGGAUCAGUUCACUUGCUUUCCAUAUGAUGAUGAUGUUGAUAAAGCAUUUCCAGUAGUGACCUUUCAUUUUAAAGGUUCAGUAUCUUUGCGAGUUCAACCCCAUGAUUACCUUUUUCCGGUGGAUGAUGACCAGUGUUUUGGUUGGCAGAGCAGUAAUAUUCAGUCAGAUGAUGGCAAGCAAUUCACACUCUUGGGAGAUCUUGCUCUAUCAAAUAAGCUUGUUGUAUACAACCUUGAAGAUCAGACCAUUGGAUGGACCGAGUACAAUUGCUCAUCAAGCAUCAAAGUGAAAGAUGAUCAUUCUGGAAAGGAGUAUGCUGUAGCUUCCCAUGAUAUUUCUACCGCUUCAAUAAACAGUCUAAAUCUGGCAAAGAAUUUGGGAUUGUUGUUGAUGAGUUUUAUCGUAUGCACUUUGAUGAUGUGAUGAUGGUGUUUUCGAAUUAAGCAGAGUUGCACCUUGAUGGGAUUGUUGGAGCAAAUUUGUUACAUGUGGAAGCACCCAUAAGGAAUGGUGAAUGAAAGAUUUUGAUUUCAUUUCUUAGUUAAUCAACUUAAGUAUGGAAAAUGUAAAAAUUGUUUUCAGUUUUUGGUUGUAAUAUAAGUAAAUAUUUACAAUUAUUGUUGUUAAAUAUUGAUAACACACACGUACAAUAUGCCUAUAAAUAUGUUAUCAUUAGUAUUUUCUUUU